Messenger RNA from Zea mays, 6604 nucleotides. RefSeq lists its product as uncharacterized. Gene Ontology annotation, molecular function: cysteine-type peptidase activity. The record is from RefSeq and is a predicted model, not a curated record. The transcript is spliced from 14 exons. NCBI's taxonomy places the organism in Eukaryota, Viridiplantae, Streptophyta, Magnoliopsida, Poales, Poaceae. Bases 4141 to 6384 code for a protein of 747 amino acids. Gene Ontology annotation, biological process: proteolysis.
GAAGCAAAGCCCGCGACUUCUCCGGAGGCGGCGGCGGCUCACGUCCGUGGCGCACCGCGCAGCUCACCCGCCCGCGACGAGUCCGCCGCGUCCAACUCUCCCCGGCCUCGCCCUCGCUCGCCGCCGCGUCCGCGUCCACGCUCUCCCCUCACGAGGUGGGCUUGGAUGUGGCGUUCCUAGCUGACACGGCCGCGGCUGCCGCCUCUUGCCCCGGCGCCGUCGACGCGCUGCGCUAGGGACGAAAACGGUUUCGGAACUUCUCGUUUUUGUUGUAGGCUGUUGCACCAACUAUGAAGCAGGUUGAUCGUCCCCCGAGAAAUCCGAAGCGUACAAUCAUCGAAUCAAGCCAAGAGUGCUUUAGCGUCGACACCCCCCGGUUGACAGCAACCGGAGACCCUCCCAAUGCCUCUCGUGACGGCGAUCGAUCGCGCCCCCGAAAGAGACCUGCUGUUCUCCAGCAAAGCACGAAUCAACUGCCUAGUGGGGAUGAUAACGAUGACUUCAUGCCUCCUAAAAAGAAGUCCAAUGCCAAAUUGUCUGUCACAAAGAAGAUGAAAGUAGAGGAUACCCGACGACAGGUUUAUGCAUCCGGGGGCUCAAGUUGGAUACUCGACAGCGGGUGCACAAACCACAUGACCGGGGAGAAAAGGAUGUUCUCCUCAUAUGAGAAAAACAAAGAUCCCCAACGAGCUAUCACAUUCGGGGAUGGAAAUCAAGGUUUGGUCAAAGGAUUGGGUAAAAUUGCUAUAUCUCCUGACCAUUCUAUUUCCAAUGUUUUUCUUGUUGAUUCAUUAGAUUACAAUUUGCUUUCUGUUUCACAAUUAUGUCAAAUGGGCUACAACUGUCUUUUUACUGAUACAGGUGUCACUGUCUUUAGAAGAAGUGAUGAUUCAAUAGCAUUUAAGGGUGUGUUAGAGGGUCAGCUAUACUUAGUGGAUUUUGAUAGAGCUGAACUCGACACAUGCUUAAUUGCUAAGACUAACAUGGGUUGGCUCUGGCACCGCCGACUAGCCCAUGUUGGGAUGAAGAAUCUUCAUAAGCUUCUAAAGGGAGAGCACAUUUUAGGAUUAACAAAUGUUCAUUUUGAGAAAGACAGGAUUUGUAGCGCAUGCCAGGCGGGGAAGCAAGUUGGAGUCCAUCAUCCACACAAGAACAUCAUGACGACCGAUAGGCCGCUUGAGCUACUCCACAUGGAUCUAUUCGGCCCGAUCGCUUACAUAAGCAUCGGCGGGAGUAAGUAUUGUCUUGUAAUAGUGGAUGAUUAUUCUCGCUUCACUUGGGUAUUCUUUUUACAGGAAAAAUCUCAAACCCAAGAGACCUUAAAGGGAUUCUUGAGACGGGCUCAAAAUGAGUUCGGCCUAAGGAUCAAGAAAAUAAGAAGCGACAAUGGGACGGAGUUCAAGAACUCUCAAAUUGAAGGCUUCCUUGAGGAGGAGGGCAUCAAGCAUGAGUUCUCUUCUCCCUACACACCUCAACAAAAUGGUGUAGUGGAGAGGAAGAAUCGAACUCUAUUGGACAUGGCACGAACCAUGCUUGAUGAGUACAAGACACCGGACCGGUUUUGGGCCGAAGCGGUCAACACCGCCUGCUACGCCAUCAACCGGUUAUAUCUUCACCGAAUCCUCAAGAAGACAUCAUAUGAACUCCUAACCGGUAAAAAGCCCAACAUUUCAUACUUUAGAGUUUUUGGUAGCAAAUGCUUUAUUCUUGUUAAAAGAGGUAGAAAAUCUAAAUUUGCUCCUAAAACUGUAGAAGGCUUUUUACUUGGUUAUGACUCAAACACAAGGGCAUAUAGGGUCUUUAACAAGUCCACUGGACUAGUUGAAGUCUCAUGUGACGUUGUGUUUGAUGAAUCUAACGGCUCUCAAGUAGAGCAAGUUGAUCUUGAUGAGAUAGGUAAUGAAGAGGCUCCAUGCAUCACGCUAAGGAACAUGUCCAUUGGGGAUGUGUGUCCUAAGGAAUCCGAAGAGCCUCCAAAUGCACAAGAUCAACCAUCCUCCUCCAUGCAAGCAUCUCCACCAACUCAAAAUAAGGAUGAGGCUCAAAAUGAUGAAGAAGACGAGCCACCUCAAGAUGAUAGCAAUAAUCAAGGGGGAGAUGCAAAUGAUCAAGAAAAGGAGGAUAAGGAAGAACCAAGACCGCCACACCCAAGAGUUCACCAAGCAAUCCAACGAGAUCACCCCGUCGACACCAUCCUCGGCGACAUUCAUAAGGGGGUAACCACUCGAUCUCGGGUUGCUCAUUUUUGUGAACAUUACUCUUUUGUUUCCUCUAUUGAGCCACACAGGGUAGAGGAAGCUCUCCAAGAUUCGGAUUGGGUGGUGGCAAUGCAAGAGGAGCUCAACAACUUCACUAGAAAUGAGGUAUGGCAUUUAGUUCCACGUCCUAACCAAAAUGUUGUAGGAACCAAAUGGGUCUUCCGCAACAAGCAAGAUGAGCAUGGUGUGGUGACAAGGAACAAAGCUCGACUCGUGGCCAAAGGAUAUUCACAAGUCGAAGGUUUGGAUUUCGGUGAAACCUAUGCACCCGUAGCUAGGCUUGAGUCAAUUCGCAUAUUAUUGGCCUAUGCUACUUACCAUGGCUUUAAGCUCUAUCAAAUGGAUGUGAAAAGUGCCUUCCUCAACGGACCGAUCAAGGAAGAGGUCUAUGUUGAGCAACCUCCCGGCUUUGAAGACAGUGAGUACCCUAACCAUGUCUAUAGGCUCUCUAAGGCGCUUUAUGGGCUCAAGCAAGCCCCAAGAGCAUGGUAUGAAUGCCUAAGAGAUUUCCUUAUUUCUAAUGGCUUCAAAGUUGGCAAAGCCGAUCCUACACUCUUUACUAAAACUCUUGAAAAUGACUUGUUUGUAUGCCAAAUUUAUGUUGAUGAUAUUAUAUUUGGGUCUACUAACGAGUCUACUUGUGAAGAGUUUAGUAGGAUCAUGACACAGAAAUUCGAGAUGUCGAUGAUGGGGGAGUUGAAGUAUUUUCUAGGAUUCCAAGUCAAGCAACUCCAAGAGGGCACCUUCAUUAGCCAAACGAAGUACACUCAAGACAUUCUUGCUAAGUUUAGGAUGAAGGAUGCCAAACCCAUCAAGACACCCAUGGGAACUAAUGGGCAUCUCGACCUCGACACGGGAGGUAAGUCCGUGGAUCAAAAGGUAUACCGGUCGAUGAUUGGUUCAUUGCUUUAUUUAUGUGCAUCUCGACCGGACAUUAUGCUUUCCGUUUGCAUGUGUGCAAGAUUUCAAUCCGACCCUAAGGAAUCACACCUUACGGCCGUAAAACGAAUCUUGAGAUAUUUGGCUUACACACCUAAGUUUGGGCUUUGGUACCCUCGGGGAUCCACAUUUGAUUUGAUUGGUUAUUCGGAUGCCGAUUGGGCGGGGUGCAAAAUUAAUAGGAAGAGCACAUCGGGGACUUGCCAGUUCUUGGGAAGAUCCUUGGUGUCUUGGGCUUCAAAGAAGCAAAAUUCGGUCGCUCUUUCCACCGCCGAAGCCGAGUACAUUGCCGCAGGACAUUGUUGCGCGCAAUUGCUUUGGAUGAGGCAAACCCUGCGGGACUACGGUUACAAAUUAACCAAAGUUCCUUUGCUAUGUGAUAAUGAGAGUGCAAUCAAAAUGGCCGACAAUCCCGUCGAGCACAGCCGCACUAAACACAUAGCCAUUCGGUAUCAUUUUCUUAGGGAUCACCAACAAAAGGGAGAUAUCGAGAUUUCUUACAUUAACACUAAAGAUCAAUUAGCCGAUAUCUUUACCAAGCCUCUUGAUGAACAAUCUUUUACCAGACUUAGGCAUGAGCUCAAUAUUCUUGAUUCUAGAAAUUUCUUUUGCUAGCUUGCACACAUAGCUCAUUAGAAUACCUUUGAUCAUAUCUCUUUUAUAUGCUAUGACUAAUGUGUUUUCAAGUCUAUUUUCAAACCAAGUCAUAGGUAUAUUGAAAGGGAAUCGGAGUCUUCGGCGAAGACAAAGGCUUCCACUCCGUAACUCAUGCCUCGCCAUCACUCCGAGCAACUCUCUAUUCCUUGGGGAGAAAUGAGCAUCAAAGAAAAGGACUUCAUCCUUGGGGGAGAGAGUAAAAGCUCAAAAGCAAAAGGACCGAACUUCGUUUUUGAGACUAAACAUUAGAUGCAACCCCCAAGAUGUUCUUGUUUGCAUUCAGAUAAUGAAUGAAAGGCAACGCCAAGCUGUAGUGAGGAAAGGGUUCUUCAACAUACUUGACAUGACCAUCGAUGCACUUGGAAGCCGAACACACCUUUGUUGGCUGAUGGAGAAGCUAGACCCGAAAGACAUGACUCUUCGCAUUGGUCCAGGCAAAGAGCUGAAAAUCACCAAGGAGACCGUCCAUCUCAUCCUGGGUUUACCCAAUACUGGUGGUGGGAAGCCUCUAAACAUUGAUGAAGUAAAUGCAGCUGUUAACCUUAGGUCAUCACUUGGCAUCAGCAAAGAUGAGUUUGGAGUUGCAAAGCUGCAAGAACGAUUAAGAUUAGGAGGCGAUGAUGACCUCUCAAUUCGAUGUUUUUUCUUGAUCCUUUUCAACCGGCUGCUAUUCCCAACUGCUAGCUGGUCUAUAUCCAACAAUGAGGUGCUCUUGACAGAACAAUUGGAUCGUUUCCCUCAUAUUGAUUGGUGUCAUCUCAUAUUCAACGACUUAUGUGAAGCUGCCCAUAAAUGGCAUAACAGAAGCACUACAAAUGUGUCGGCGACGAUAUAUGGGUGUUCCAUUGUCGUUCUUGUGUACUACCUGGACCACCUCCACCACGCUGUAGCCCCCAACAACAAAAGCGACACACCGCGUAUCAAAUAUUUUGACAAGAAAACCAUAAAAGCAUUGUCAAUGGCUGAUAAGAGGAAGCCACGUCAGGGCGGUGAACCAUUUGGCCACUGUGAUUUUCGGAGCAGCUCAGAGACCUGUUACGCCCCUACACCUGAAUUUCAUGGUCAAUUCGAGUUUCAGUUCAGUUCAGAUGCAUUUGAUGUAGCCCAAAAUGCACCCUGUGGACAUCACACCAUCUCUAUUCAAGUUCCACUUAUCAAAGACAUGAUUUCAAGCAAGAUUCAGCAACUCCCUGCAUAUCACCAUCCCAAAUUUGAAGCAAAGCUGCGUGCUUACGACUCAGAGGUUGGCAAGUCAUUUGCCACUAUCAACCAACGUCUUAGCAAGAUUGUCAAAAAGCAGUACGACCUAGCAGACACAUUUGGAGAGUUGAUUGACGAGGUUCUUCGUGCUGAGAUAAAUAGUCCAGACAACAAAGAUGACAUGAUAGAACCUUCCAAUCCCUCAGCAUCAGAUCCACUAAUGACAGCCACGCAGCUGGAGUCGCAGAUGAUAGUCACUCAGGUGGAGGCCAUAUAUAAAAGACAACAGGAAAUGUGCCGAGCCUUCGAGAGUUCUCGUGAUGAAUCAGUCACACCUCAAAACAUCCGGGGUGACACGACGGAAGAUGAUGCUCUUCAACUUGACUCUGGCCUAGUUUUGGACCAGAUUCUAAGUGGCAAUGAGACAUAUAUGAUGCACAAAACACGACACGACUCUGUGCCACUCACACAAAUGGACUGUGUUCGCGCCCUUCGACAAUUCCUGUGUGCUAAGGUCAUGGAUUUGAACAGAAAUGUCAUUGAUUUUGGUGAAUAUGUCGGUACUUGUCGUGAUAUACAACGAUCGUUUGCCGAUGGGGAGUGCCUUGACAAUGUUUUCAUGCAAUGCUUCAUUGAUUGUGUUCGUGAUGACGCCACAAAUCAUAUCCCUCCACUAACUGCUCAUCAACUUAUCCUAGACGCCAUUGUUGGGGCUAUAUUGAACUUCGAGGAGCAGGAACAACACAGUAACACUCAUCGGCCGUAUGACCCAGCCAUCCUAGAGAAUUACUUGUCAAAGACACUGCCUUCGUUCAAGCAGUUGGACGAAUACAAAUCGAUCAUGGUCCCUAUGCUCCGCGCGGGACAUUGGACGUUGUAUGUUAUCAAUUUUCAGAAUCGAUGCAUACACAUUCUAGACUCCAAUCCAUACGGACCAGAACUUGGUGAGACUACAUGGGAAAGUUACCAUUAUGUUCAAAUGGACAUCGGGAAAAGGAAGUUACCAUGGGCCAGACUAAUAAUGGUUAGACUAAACAUGGCUCUCCAACAUGUUCGACCAAGAUCAAACCUACCUAGAUUUGACAACUUUCCAAUCGACAUGGCUCCAAACUGUCCCACAAUGAAAGCAGGGUCUAACGACUGUGGCUUCUUUGCUAUGAGGUACAUACAAUAUUAUGACUAUAUGGAUGGUGCUAUCAAUGUAGUUAUAGACUCGGAUAAUUCAGGUGACCUCCGCGCUCUUGCCUUGUAUUACCUGAUCUUCCAUCGACUAAACAAGAAUCGCUCAUUGUCUCCAGAAUUAGAAAGAUUCAAGUUCCCCCAUUAUUAGAUUAGUCUAGAGCAAUAUCAUCAGAUUGAUCGUUGCACUCAAAGGUGUGCUAGCAUGUAUUUAGUGUAUAUGUUUGUCCAUAUGUAUAGUGAUCUAGUGCCUAAAACUGUUUUACAACCUUUACACGUUAUAAACUUCUGUCACUUCUUAUGGAUCCAUGCUGAUCAAGUGCUUACCACCAGUUUUUACUACAUUUUGUUAUGUUGCUAUGUUUCAAUGA